ACAAAAACGGUUCUCAAAUUCAAAAAAAGAGAAAAAUAAAUCAACAAUAGGCUCGGAAUUUAGGUUUGGUGAAGAACAUUGCGCUUUACAACUGCCUUCACACUCUGGUCUCAUACUCUUCUACAACUAUAAAGCACCUUUGAUCAAAUAAAGUGACAGAAAUUACUAAAUUAAGCUUAAAAAUGGCGAAAGAGAGAGUGUAGUAGUCUCAAAGCAAAAGAUAAUCCCCUAUCUCCAUCAUCUAACUGCUAAAGAUUUCGACUCUUCCUUCUUAAAGCCUUUUAUUCUCAUACCCAUUUUCAUAUUUUCCAAUUGGGUGUUUUUUAUAGCAAGACAUAACACAGACAAAUUACGGGUUUUCUGGGUUUUUUUUAGGAUAAUUACUUACCCAUUUUGUGUUUUUUGGGUUUGAUUUGUUAAGAUUUGAUUUGAUUUUGAUUCUUUCUUUUUUUUUUGGGGUAUUAAUUUCAUGUUAUUUGUGGGUAUUUGAUUUUUUUGGGAUUUUAUUGGUUUUGAUAAGGAAAGAUUGGUGGGGUGGGUUUUAAUGGCUGCGACUGAAGCUAUGUCGUUUAGUGUAGCGUCUGUUGUUGAGGAUGUUCUUCAACAACAUGGGGUUCGUCAAAGAGGUCUUGAUUUGGAAUCCAGAAGAGCAGAGGAAGCUGCUAUCAGAAGAUAUGAAGCAGGCAGUUGGUUGAGGAAAAUGGUGGGGGUUGUAGCUGCCAAAGACCUGCCGGCCGAGCCUUCAGAAGAAGAGUUUAGACUUGGUUUGAGAAGUGGAUUGAUCCUUUGUAAUGUCCUUAACAAGGUUCAACCUGGAGCUGUACCAAAGGUGGUUGAGAGCCCAGCUGAUUCUGCUGUUCUUCCUGAUGGAGCAGCUUUAUCAGCUUAUCAGUACUUUGAGAAUGUGAGGAACUUUCUUGUAGCUGCAGAAGAAAUGGGACUUCCUACCUUUGAAGCAUCUGAUCUUGAGCAAGGAGGGAUAUCAGCAAGGGUGGUGAAUUCUGUCUUAGCUCUCAAAUCUUAUCAUGAAUGGAAGCAGACCGGGGGGACUGGAGUAUGGAAAUUUGGCGGAAAUGUAAAACCUACCACAACUGUGAAACAAUUUGUGCGCACAAAGUCGGAACCUUUCACUAAUUCCCUAAUUAGAAACCCGUCAAUGACAGAGAAAUCCUUGAAUGCUCUUUCUCAUGAUAUUGACACCAACAAAAUGUCAAGUUCCCGGUCUUUGAGUGCUUUAGUACAAGCUCUUUUAUCAGAUAAGAAACCAGAAGAAGUUCCACAGUUAGUGGAGUCCGUUCUUAGCAAGGUCGUGGAGGAGUUUGAGCAACGCAUUGGCUCGCAAAAUGAUUUGGCGAUUCAACCAAGGCAAGCAAAAGAGUUAUCUGCAUCACAUGGGACAAAGUCAUUUAUGAAGAUGGCUUCUACUAAUUCUAAGGUAGGGGAUAGGAGUUACUCUUUGACCAAGAAGCCGGAAAGCAUCGGUGACAAUCAAAUAAGUGCUGAACAAUUGAGAUGUCAAAUGAUGAAGCAACACGAGCUCUUUGAUCGACAAGGAAAAGAUCUCCAGGAGCUGAAACAAACUCUACGUACAACUAAAGCUGGCAUGCAAUUUAUACAAACAAAAUUUCUAGAGGACCUUCAAAAUCUAGGUUCACACGUUUAUGGCCUAGCGCAAGCUGCCAGUGGAUAUCACAAGGUUCUGGAGGAAAAUCGCAAGCUGUACAAUGAAGUACAAGAUCUCAAGGGGAGUAUUAGAGUUUACUGUCGUGUGAGGCCCUUCUUAAGUGGGCAUUCAAGCUAUCUAAGUACUGUUGAAAACUUCGAGGAAGGGAAUAUUACCAUCAGGGCACCUUCUAAGCAUGGAAAAGGACUCAAAUCCUUCAGCUUUAACAAAGUUUUUGGCCCAUCUGCUACACAGGCUGAGGUCUUCUCGGAUAUGCAACCACUGAUUCGUUCUGUUCUCGACGGGUACAAUGUUUGUAUCUUUGCAUAUGGACAGACAGGUUCAGGGAAAACAUUUACUAUGUCCGGACCAAAAGACCUCACCGAACAGAGUCAAGGUGUGAACUACAGGUCGUUGGGUGACUUGUUUUAUCUCGCUGAGCAGAGGAAAGGAACUUUUCGCUAUGAUGUUGCCGUCCAGAUGAUAGAGAUAUAUAACGAGCAAGUCAGGGAUCUUCUUGUUAGUGACGGGCUCAACAAAAAAUUAGAAAUCCGUAACAGUUCUCAAAAUGGACUCAAUGUCCCAGAAGCAAGCCUUGUUCCAGUAUCAUCAACAUCAGAUGUCAUUCACCUGAUGAAUGUCGGACAUCGCAACAGAGCAGUUGGUGCCACAGCUUUGAAUGACCGUAGUAGUCGUUCUCACAGUUGCUUGACUGUUCAUGUUCAAGGGAGAGAUUUGACAACUGGUGCUGUAUUGCGUGGUUGUAUGCAUCUGGUAGAUUUGGCAGGUAGUGAACGGGUUGACAAAUCCGAAGUGACUGGAGAUAGGUUAAAAGAAGCACAACACAUCAACAAAUCUCUCUCGGCCUUAGGAGAUGUGAUUGCUUCGCUUGCACAUAAGAACUCACACGUCCCGUAUAGGAACAGCAAAUUAACGCAACUGCUACAAGAUUCAUUAGGAGGACAGGCUAAGACACUAAUGUUUGUUCAUAUAAGUCCUGAACCUGAAGCUGUAGGAGAAACUUUAAGUACACUUAAAUUUGCAGAAAGAGUAGCCACCGUUGAACUGGGCGCUGCCCGUGUGAACAAAGACAGUACAGAUGUGAAAGAGCUCAAGGAACAGAUUGCCAAUCUUAAGGCAGCCUUGGCGAGGAAGGAUGCAGACUCCGUUCGUUCACACCAAUCAGGAUCCAGCAGCCCCGAGAGAUAUAGAGGGAAAGCUGAUGGUCUUUCACCCUUUCAUUCCAACCAAAAUGGUGGGAAUGUGUUAUUUGAUUGCGGUAGACAACUAAUGGGAGAUAUUGCUAACAGAGAGGUCUCUAACAAGUCUGCAUCAAGAAAAAACCGACAAAGCUUUGAUCUUGAUGAGAUUUUAAAAAAUUCUCCUCCAUUUCCUCCCGUCAAUAGUCCUGGGCCAAAUUAUGGAUGUGAAGAGAAGGGUCUAGAUUCUGGUGAAUGGGUAGAUAAGAUCAUGGUCAACAAGCAAGAUUCACUUCCGAAAACAGGAAACCGUUUAUGCUGGGAAACAGCAGAAAAUGGACACAUGACCGAUUCUUUUUACCCGAAAUAUUUCCCAGAUGGUUCCAAACUAUACUCAGAUCAAUCGUUUAAUAUGUUCAGUGGAAGUAAUGAUUUUGAAGUGACUAAUGCAGACGACUUGGACGAGCUUGAUGCUGCCACCAGCGACUCGUCUGAGCCAGAUUUGCUAUGGCAAUUCAAUCAUAGUAAACUCCCAACACUUUCCCAUGGAAGUGGAUUAAAGUCCAAGAAACUUGAUGGCAAGCCUACAAAGAGUCCUGAAUUGAGUCACAGCAAGUCCAUGAUUCCUGCCGUAUCCCCUUCACCAUCAAGGAAGCUACCGAAUGGAACCCAAAAGAACGGAAGGCAUCAAUCGCUAUCAGCAGAAGCAAAACGACGAGCUGCAAAUAGAAAAUAGUAGAUAAAGUUAUUGUUUUCAAAAGGGUGAAAUCAUCCCCUUGAUUUUCUUCUUUUUUGUGAGGUGUUUUUUAGUCCCUCCGAUUUGGUGGUUGUCGAGUAUUUGAGGGCGAGUGAGAGCGAUAAAUAUGUGUGACAUACAGUAUGAUUUUUUUGUUCAUUUGUAACAUCUGUUACUUAUACAGUUGAGCAAUAAUUCCAGUUGCUUGAAUUUGUAUACAAACUAAAAGAUCUUAAAGGAAGAUGGUUCCACUUGUGUUCAUAAUA
Molecule: messenger RNA, 3864 nt
Organism: Amaranthus tricolor (Joseph's coat)
Lineage: Eukaryota; Viridiplantae; Streptophyta; Magnoliopsida; Caryophyllales; Amaranthaceae
Product: kinesin-like protein KIN-14I
Exons: 19
Coding region: 545-3598 (1017 amino acids)
Biological process (GO): microtubule-based movement
Molecular function (GO): ATP binding; microtubule binding; microtubule motor activity
Source: RefSeq, a predicted model, not a curated record